AAUUCUCCUUUUCUUUUCGACACCCGAUAGAGUCUACGGUCAACUCGUUUUUCCACCGUUCGACACCUUCCCAUAGUUGGUGACGUCACCGGUAGUCUCCGAUUAGGACCCGCGCACGCUACCGUGCUCCUCCGCAGAAUCAUAACAAUCUCUCCUUGGUUUGGCUUCUCCUGAAGUUUCUUCAAAAGUUUGGAUCGAAAAACCCAAAACCACAACUGUCUCCCAGUUCCGCCACUUUGGCGAAGUUCCCAGGCACCUGAGCACCGCAGGAACACUUCCCGAAUAUCCGGCAGCCAUCCUUCAAAUCCCGGCGAUACUUAGGCGAUUUCCGAUAUAGCUUUGGCGACGAACUUGAAAGCACAGCAGGUUUAAAACAUAUUUCUUCUCUUUCUGGGACAAUUGCUGGGAAAUUACUUCUGAGCAGAUUGCCAAGGACACGCUAUUUGCACUGUGAGGAAGGAGUGCUUAAAGAAAAGAAUCUAACUGUAAACAGAAAUUGUUUGCACGGAUCAAGGAUUUCUGCUUCCAACCUGUUUUCCCUCUGCUUCCCCGGAGUUGUGUUCUGCAUAGAAGAUUUAAAUGGCUAACAAGUCAAGACCAAAACCUAGCAAAUUGGCCGUCUACCUUUACAUACCCAAUAUCGUUGGAUACACAAGGGUUCUCAUGAACUGUUUUGCAUUUGCUAUAUGCUUUUCCAACAAAAGGCUUUUCUGCCUUCUCUAUUUUAUUAGUUUUGUAUGUGAUGGAAUUGAUGGUUGGUGUGCUCGUAAAUUCAAUCAAGUAUCAACCUUUGGAGCUGUUUUGGAUAUGGUUACUGAUAGGAUUAGCACUGCUUGUCUAUUAGUAAUGCUCUCCCAAGUAUACAGACCUGGCUUGGUUUUUGUGUCAUUGCUUGCCCUGGAUAUUGCUAGCCAUUGGCUGCAGAUGUACAGCACAUUCUUGUUAGGCAAAUCUAGCCAUAAAGACGUGAAAGACAGCUCUAAUUGGCUUUUCAAGGCUUACUAUGGGAAUCGGAUGUUCAUGGCAUACUGCUGUGCAGCUUGUGAGGUUCUCUAUAUUAUCUUAUUCCUCAUUGCAAAAACAGAGAAUGAAAAUUUGAUGGAUGUUUUUACAGAAUCUAUGAAGGAGUGCUCACUUAGCUCUAUCCUACUUGGCUUAAGUUUGUUCGGAUGGGCAAUCAAGCAAACCGUAAAUGUCAUUCAGAUGAAGACAGCAGCAGAUGUUUGUGUGCUGUACGAUAUCGACAAAAAGGAGAAGCAUUAAUGUGUUUCCUCAGUUUUCAAUGUUCACACUCAGCACUGGUAGCCAAUGAACUAUGUUUUGGCCUUUUAACUUGAACAAUGUUUAGAGUGACAUACGAAAGUACAAUUUUUUACCUUGUGAUUUAAUGGAAGAGGUUUCAAUAUGAUUUUCUUUCAA
This is a messenger RNA of Manihot esculenta (cassava), 1419 nucleotides long. Its product is annotated as CDP-diacylglycerol--inositol 3-phosphatidyltransferase 1. The record is from RefSeq and is a predicted model, not a curated record. The transcript has 12 exons. Gene Ontology annotation, biological process: phosphatidylinositol biosynthetic process. Gene Ontology annotation, cellular component: Golgi apparatus; membrane. NCBI's taxonomy places the organism in Eukaryota, Viridiplantae, Streptophyta, Magnoliopsida, Malpighiales, Euphorbiaceae. Bases 580 to 1263 code for a protein of 227 amino acids. Gene Ontology annotation, molecular function: CDP-diacylglycerol-inositol 3-phosphatidyltransferase activity.